Messenger RNA from Dermacentor albipictus, 17104 nucleotides. RefSeq names its product kelch-like protein 26. Gene Ontology annotation, molecular function: protein binding. The record is from RefSeq and is a predicted model, not a curated record. Lineage: Eukaryota; Metazoa; Arthropoda; Arachnida; Ixodida; Ixodidae.
UAGGUUGGCUAUUUGGGUGAACGCAACGUACCCGUUAGAACCACCGGGUACGCCCAACGCCGGCCUUUUUUUAAUCCUUUCGCUUCUGAGGUCGCUAGCUAAUGCGUUAGCUAAGGCGCUUGUCCGCUCGCUAACAUUUUAAUCAGAAUCAGUAAUCAACCACUUCGGGUCCUUGACUUGAAUGCCUCUGGCAUGGGCAUUUGCCAGCACAUGUGAUCUGUCCGCUUGCCGAUCAGAGGCGUUUUUCCCACGUUAGUCCUAACGUGCAAGCGACAAUACAGCUGACCGAGAUUUCGACCCUCCGUGCUCUGGUUAGUUCGCCAUCCCAUUGCCAUGCAGUUCUGGGCAUGGAAUCGCCCACACAGGGCGUGCUGUAGGUAGCAGUGCCAGUGAUCUCCUUGCAGUGAUGAUUCUACCAAAGAAGCAACGUUUCCGGCUGAACACAGUUGUAAGCUGAACGACGUAUUCAGUCUAAGAGCAGAGGAUGAAGGAAGUCUCAAGGCACAGUGAUGGAACUGUACCAGGGUUCCGAAUGGUUCACUUUGAAUCUCCACCACAUGCCAAUGCACUUCUUAAUGGCCUCAACCUUCUGCGAGCCCGUGGACAGCUUCUUGAUGUAACUCUAAUCGCUGGUGGACGAGAGUUCAAGGCACACCGUGCUGUUCUUGCUGCCUGCAGUGACUAUUUUCGUGCUAUGUUCACAGAUGCUAUGCUCGAGAGCCGUCAGCCUGAGAUCUGUCUUAAUGGAGUCAGUGCCCAGGGUCUGCGAUGCCUACUGGAGUAUGCAUAUACAUCAAGGCUGGUGCUAAGCUUAGCGAACAUUCAAGACGUGUUGGCUACAGCAAAUCAUAUUGGACUGACUCCUGUCGUUGAAGCCUGCUCUUCAUAUCUGCAAGAUCAGCUUGACCUUGAAAACUGCAUUGAUGUUGCUACACUUGCAGAAACAUACUCAUUGCGAAGACUUCGGAAGCGAGUGUAUCGUUUUAUUUGUGCAAACUUGCACCAAUUUGCAAAAACACCAGAAUUUCAGCGGCUCUCAACAACACAAAUGGAGCAUCUGCUUGCCUGCGAUUUCCCUGUGAAUUGUCCGGAGGGCGAUGUACUUUCGUUUGUCCUCAACUGGGUUGCCUGUGAUGUAGGGGAUCGGCUCUCACAGGCGCGCAAGUUGGUCUCUUAUGUUUGUUUUUCGGAAAUUCCGGCAUCCAGACUUGCUGAGUUAUGGGAUUCUCCAGUCCUGCAGUGCCUUUUCUCUCGUAGGAUUCCUCCCCACCUGUCUGGCAUUGGCGGCCAACCACCCCCUAGCCUCGUGAAUACUCGAGGCAUGGAGCUUGUAUUGCUCAAAGUAGGAGGGUUUGGCUUGUCGGGAGUGACUAAUGAAAUCACAUACUACUUGCCUAGUGCAGGCCGUUGGAAAUAUCUCACUUCUAUUCCUCAUGUGGAGCAGUGCAAUUUUGGCACAGCUGUUCUUGGGAACGAGCUUUAUGUGGUAGGCGGCUGCUUCAACCAGAGUCUGCACCAGGAAAAUGUGCACCCAUUUGGCUUCCGUUACAAUGCACUCACCGGGGAGUGGUCGACCAUGGCGCCCAUGCGCUGGGAGCGUUGUCGAUUUGCACUUUGCGUGGCACGAGAUGAUCUCUAUGCGGUGGGGGGUGCUGGGGAGGUGCUUGGUGAUGUCGACACUGCUGAAGAUGGAGAGGCUCAUUGUGAGCGUUACGACCCGCACACUGAUGUGUGGAUGCCCGUGGCCCCACUUCCAGGCGCCCGAACUCAGCAUGCUGGAGCAGCCUGGGGCCCAUACUUGUUCGUUUCUGGUGGUCUCAAUGCAGAUUCAGUGCUCAACUCCCUUCUUCGCUAUGAUACACGCACCGAUAGCUGGGAGACGAUGGUUCCUAUGUCUAUACCCCGAGCUGAUCACUCCAUGGUGGUUUACGGGGACCGCCUUGUGGUCUGUGGUGGAUGGUAUGAAGAUGCUGCAACGGGCACGCGCGUCCUUGCCGAGUCAGUUGAAGCAUAUGACAUAGCUGCUAAUGCAUGGACUCCUGUGACAACAGUGCCAACUCCACGAUACCAUGCUGGUGUUGCAGUGCUUGGCUCGUGGCUCUACACAGUUGGCGGUUUCCACAGUGACACUACAUUUGAUCGAGCAAGUGGAGUUGUAGAGAGGUUUGACUUGGAUGGCAGUCUCGGUUGGGAGGAAGUGCAACCUUACCCGCAGGACAUAUGGGAGCAUGUGUGCUGCACCCUGUUUGUCCCCCGCUGUAGAGAUGACCUUGAUGUCAUCUCGGACAAGACCUUAAUGUGAGUUUUGGCAGUGCUGGGCAUAUUGCCCAGUUUGUGCCACCGAGAACGAAGCCAGUGUGUGAUGACUACUGCCCAUAUUGUGUAAUUUUGCAUGCAUUUAGUUUUCUUUUUCUCCCCUCAAGUAGCAUGCAUAAUGUCGGCCUGCUACAGAAUUUUCAUGGAAUUUUCAAAGACAGUUGCGAGACAAGGUUGUAACUUGAAGUGUAGCAGAUGCUUAUGCAUGCCAUGUAGCAAAUUUUCACAUUUUUAUAUCAGUGAAAUGCUGCAUUUGCUUUUUGUGUGAGCUGCCGUGCCUUUUGUGCUGAGUCACUAUCGUAGCAUGUAUGCUACUGCUGUUGCAGUUUGUUGAGUACCACCAUUUUGAAAGUUCAGCCAUUAGAGAAGCAUUCUUACUGGUGCAUCUGUUGACUUUAGCUGAAUGCACCUGCUUAUAUUAAAAGGUGCACUUGUUCACACUAGAUUUGGAAACAUGAAAAGAGAAUAUUUAGCUGCAUUUGAAUGUGUUUAUGGUAGCUGCACUUAUGAUGAGCGACAGGUAUGUCAUUUUGUCCUUGCAGAAUAUGUAAAUUAAUGUUACCAAUUUGCUUCCAUACCCAUUGAAGCUAAAUAUAUAAUGCUGCUGAGCAGAGGAACCUGAUAGCUUACUGCUGCAGAACCUUCUUGGCAGCUUAUGUGGACAUGGGUUUCAUUUGGAGUUGUUGCAUAUUAGCCAAUUUACCUGAACACAUAGUCAAAAACUCAAUUUUUACUUACCAUGUGAAUUAACAACAUGGUGCAAAUGUAUCUGAUGGGAAAGUUUAAAAUGACAACUGGGUUUGUUGUGAUUUUUGAAAUUAAGGUGUUUGGCAGUAAGCAGUGAGAUCAUUUACCUUUUAAUUUCCAAAGCUUUUCCAGCAGUGUGCUCAAAUUAUUUUAGUAAGCUAUGCAUAUAACAGAUACGUAAUGGCUAAGGUGUGUGCGUGCGCGCGUGUGUGUGUGUGUGUGUGUGUGUGUGUGUGUGUGUGUGUGUGUGUGUGUGUGUGUGUGUGUGUGUGUGUGUGUGUGUGUAGGGUUGGGGAAAUGGGGGGAGGGAGGGCAGCUUUUUGAUGCUUGAUUUGUAAAGUGAAUUGGCUUCAAUUCAUUAUUCAGUAGGUGCACUUUUGUAUUGCAGGUUAGUUCUUUUUGCAGUUUAAGAAAAUGACUUAAAUUAUGAAUAAAGUCGCCCCCCAGUGCUAUGCAAUGUUGUGCAAAUAAUUUUGAUUGUCCCAGGAUAUUUUGCAAUCUUGAAGUGCAUGCAGUUCUGUGCAAUUUCAUUCAGUCUUUCACAAAUAUUGUUCUAUCUACACCUUCUCUCCAUUGGCUUUUUACUGCAUACUAUCAACAGAGCUUCCGUGCAUGAUCGAGCCAUCUGCCUGCUCUUCGUCUGCCUGUUCCUGCUAAAGUUUUAACAGCUAUUUAUAACACUAACCAAUUUGAAAGGAGAUGGCUCCUUGCUGAUGUCUUUUAGCCUGUCUGUAUUUUACACAACCAAAUAGUUGGGCUCGUGCACUUAAGCCGUCAUAGGGCUUCGGAAUGGACGCACAGUUGGCAAGGUUUGUGAUUGCAUGGGAUGGGCAGCAUGAACACACUUCCUAGCUUAGAACUGCUGUCAUAGUACAAACAAAUAUUAGUUGUUGUGCUGAUGAAUGAAAUUAAUGGAACAGCUUAGAGGCUGUUCAGUGCAUUUUGGCUGACAAUCGAACUGGAAAUGAAUGACUUGCAUAACCUGCAAUCAUUGGGCUAAAUUCAAGGUCCAAGGCUCUCAUUCCAUGAAUCAAUAAUUGUUCAAUGUUGAGCACAAAAAUUUCCAGAACUGUAAUGUAGCUUAUGCUAUUCAAGUGACACUAAAGGCAAAUAUUAAGUCAAGCUAAAGUGAUCGAUUAAUGCUUGGGAAUCUCUAAGGCGUCAAUAUUAUUGCGAACAGAGCCUUAAUAAUCGAGAAAUUAAAGUAAAUGCUGGACAUGAUUAGAGACUCCCCCGGGGCAUUCAAGUACUUGCCUGAUGACGAAAGCACUCCUCAAUUAAAUUCUGUCACUAGUACUCAACCAGUUGUUGCAAAAAACAUCCUUGUAUUGGAUUAUAACAUGAAGUAAAAUGCUACUUGUCCAGUUCUAUUUCAUAUUUAGAAAAAAGAACUCAUUAAAAUUACCCUUGACAACAACGCAGGCGAUCGAAAGGUUUCGUUUUUGCUCGACUCUGCGUUGCCCACACUUUCGCGUUUCAGCAGUUUUGUUAUCACAUAGUACUGCGCGUAACAAGCGUGCCGCUGAGGUAAGGAAGUAUAAUAUGGAUAGAAUUGAACAUGCUCUCGGGAACGGAGGAAGCCUAAAAACCACCCUUGACAACAACGCAGGCGAUCGAAAGGUUUCGUUUUUGCUCGACUCUGCGUUGCCCACACUUUCGCGUUUCAGCAGUUUUGUUAUCACAUAGUACUGCGCGUAACAAGCGUGCUGCUGAGGUAAGGAAGUAUAAUAUGGAUAGAAUUGAACAUGCUCUCGGGAACGGAGGAAGCCUAAAAACCGUGAAGAAGAAAUUGGGGAUAGGCAAGAACCAGAUGUAUGCACUAAGAGACAAAGCCGGCAAUAUCAUUACUAAUAUGGAUGAGAUAGUUCAAGUGACUGAGGAGUUCUAUAGAGAUUUAUACAGUACCAGUGGCACCCACGACGAUAAUGGAAGAGGGAAUAGUCUAGAGGAAUUUGAAAUCCCACAAGUAAUUCCAGAAGAAGUAAAGAAAGCCUUGGGAGCUAUCCAAAGCGGAAAGGCUGCUGGGGAGGAUCAGGUAACAGCAGAUUUGUUGAACGAUGGUGGGCAGAUUGUUCUAGAAAAACUGGCCACCCUGUAUACGCAUUGCCUCAUGACUUCGAGCGUACCUGAAUCUUGGAAGAAUGCUAACAUAAUCCUAAUCCAUAAGAAAGGGGACGCCAAAGACUUGAAAAAUUAUAGACCGAUCAGCUUACUGUCCGUUGCCUUCAAAGUAUUUACUAAGGUAAUCGCAAAUAUAAUCAGGAACACUUUAGACUUCUGUCAACCAAAGAACCAGGCAGGAUUCCGUAAAGGCUACUGAACAAUAGACCAUAUUCACACUAUCAAUCAAGUGAUAGAGAUAUGUGCGGAAUAUAACCAACCCUUAUAUAUAGCUUUCAUUGAUUACGAGAAAGCGUUUGAUUCAGUCAAAACUUCAGCAGUCAUGGAGGCAUUACGGAAUCAGGGUGUUGACGAACCGUAUGUAAAAGUACUGAAAGAUAGCUAUAGCGGCUCCACAACCACCGUAGUCCUCCAUAAAACAAGCAACAAAAUCCCAAUAAAGAAAGGCGUCAGGCAGGGAGAUACGAUCUCUCCAAUGCUAUUUACAGUGUGUUUACAAGGAGGUAUUGAGACAUGGAUUGGGAAGAAAUGGGCAUAAGAUUUAAUUGAGAAUACCUUGGUAACUUGCGAUUUGCUGAUGAUAUUGCCUUGCUUAGUACCUCAGGCGACCAAUUGCAAUGCAUGCUCACUGACCUGGAGAGGCAAAGCAGAAGGGUGGGUCUAAAAAUUAAUUUGCAGAAAACUAAGGUAAUGUUUAACAGUCUCGGAAGAGAACAGCAGUUUACGAUAGGUAGCAAGGCACUCGAAGGGGUAAGGGAAUACAUCUACUUGGGACAGGUAGUGACCGUGGAUCCGUAUCAUGAGACUGAAAUAAUCCGAAGAAUAAGAAUGGGGUGCAUUUGGCAGGCAUUCUCAGAUCAUGAACAGCAGGUUGCCUUUAUCCCUGAAGAGAAAAGUGUAUAACAGCUGUGUCUUACCAGUACUCACCUAUGGGGCAGAAACCUGGAAGCUUACGAAAAGGGUUCUACUUAAAUUGAGGACGACGCAAUGAGCUAUGGAAAGAAGACUGAUGGGUGUAACGUUAAGCAAUAAGAAAAGAGCAGAUUGGGCGAGGGAACAACAUAAAAUCGUAGUUGAAAUCAAGAAAAAGAAAUGGGCGUGGGCAGAACAUGUAAUGAGGUGGGAAGAUAACCGACGGUCAUUAAGGGUUACGGACUGGAUUCCAAGGGAAGGGAAGGGUAGCAGGGGGCGGCAGAAAGUUAGGUGGGCGGAUGAGAUUAAGAAGUUUGCAGGGACAACAUGGCCACAAUUGGUACGUGACCGGGGUAGUUGGAGAAAUAUGGGAGAGGCCUUUGCCCUGCAGUGGGCGUAAUCAGGCUGCUGCUUCUGAUGAUAAUGAGUACUGCGCUGGUUUCGCUGGCUUGCGAAACUUGCACAAACUGCAAGUAGCAGAGAAUUCAACUUCCAUGUAAAUGUCGCGAGAUGCCCGAGAGGUCUAUGCCACUUGACCAAAAAGCAGCUGCAGCAGCGAAUCCGCCGCUCUGUCAUGGCUCGGUACUGGUGUCUGUACCGAUAGCAGCAAAGGCAGCAAAGGGUGGUCACCGAUGGCAGCAAAGGGUGGUCGUGACAUAUGCAAUGUGACCACUCCUCCGGUUGGGUGGUGGGAGAUUUGAAUUUCGAAAAAGGUCUGUGCACCCUUCAGAUGUAAUUUUCUCGUAAAGUAAGUCUUUACUUGGCACGAAACAAGUGUUGCAAGGUUUCUGGAAUGGUUUUUAAACAGUCCACUAUGACUUAGUAUUUUAGCACUCAUCCUGUGUCCUCCCUUGUCCGUGUUUUUUUUUGGGGGGCGCUGUUUUAAAUAUGAAUGAUCCGUAGCAACUAGCUCGCACCCAAACCCUGCCGAGUCAUCACUUAGUAUUUGCCUUUAGUGUCCCUUUAGGAAUAGUGUACUACAAGUGGAUCAUAUAGAAAAAAAAAAUUCAUAAUGAAUUGUCUUAUGGAAGGAAUGAAACUGUAGCAGCUGCCAUCUUUUUUUUUUUUUUUCGUUCUGAGUGAUAUGCAUUUCUGAUGUGGGGCUCCUCUUGGCAAUAUUGUUGGUUACACUGUCAAGAUUGUCGAAGCCAUUUAUUCCAGUAAAAGAGGUUACUGAGCUCCUAUGGUCUUCAGAGCAUUGUACAUAUGAGGGGUGUUCAUAAAGUUCAUAUCAGUGCCUUAAAUUUGUAACAGGCUUACAAGAUAGGCAUCAAAAUGAGUGCCCGUCUCUCUAGGUUCAACAAAAUAUAAAUUUUUUUCUACCUAGUGUUAUGGUACACCCUUAGAACAUCAAAACAAAAGCAGCAGCAUCCAUCGCUGAAAUUGGUUGAAGCGCAAGAAAUUAUCUGCUUUCUGUAUUUGAAGGGACCCAGUGCCAAGGAGAUUUAUGCCAAGCUGGUGGUGGUGCACAGUGACAUUGUCCGAGGUUGUGACACUGUUGUGAAAUUGUGCAAGUACAAGCCAGGGCAACAAAGGACAUCGAGUGGCUGUCCAUCACUCGAUGGUGAACCACAAAUUGAUGCUCAGGUUGAGGCUCUAAUGCUUGCUCACUAUAGAAUAACUGUUGAACAAAUAAUGCAGCAGGUUAACAUUAGUGUGAGCUCAGAUUAUGCUUCCAGAUUAGUCUCAUGGCCUAGUCUACGUUCCUUUAUGACAAUAAUACGAACUUUAUGAACAUCCCUCAUUGCAGCAUGGCAGUGUUAUAGAUCUGGUUUCCACCUUAAAUUCUUUUUUUUAUCUGCUUUCUUUCUGUAAUAACCUAAAAUUUUAUAGUACAUUACUCACUUGUUGCUGAAGCAUUUCCUUUCAUAAUUUGUGGGCACCCUCUGUAUUAGCCGUGAGGGCUAUUCUAUGGUAUCUCUGCACUAUUCAUUAUCUAUGAUCUGCAAAUAAUCGAAGUGGCUAUACUUUUAAAGGCUUCUAAACAGCUGCACUGAAUUUUGCUCAAGCAAUGAAGUGGGGCUUGCAGUCCCUCGAGUGUAUCUUAUUGUGAUAGCUUAAACAAAAUGAAAAGAGUCGCUUCUGUGCUUAGUGAUUGAUAUUUGGAGUACGUAGUAUUUAUUUUGUCUUUGCACUGUAUCAGAGCUUUUGGUGUUGUAGGGGUCACUUUAGCCAAGUUCAAAACUGUACAUGAAACAAUGAGGUAUUUCUAACAUUUUGACUUGAAGUAAGCUUUGUUGACUUUGUUGACAUGUUUUCACAUUUGAUCAAGACUACUUAAAGGGAAGCUGUAUAGGUCUUAGAAUUGGAAUAUUUACAGUGGUUUAGAAGGCUGGCAAAGUAUAAUUUAACUUCUGAAGUUAUUUUCUUGGUAGUGCACAUAGCAGUGCCAAAUCGCCCUAUAAAUUUUCGUCGAAGCUCUGCCACCCUCGUGUGCUCAGCGCAGUGGUGAAAGGCUGGGCGCGAGGAUGACAUCAACACAGGGAUCACAUGAGCGCUCUAUUCGAAUCGUGCUGCUUGCAGAUACCGAAGAUGUCGUAAUCGUCUUCGCCAUUGGAGCCCCUUAAUCGACCCACGGCUUCUCUCGCUGACACUGCUAGUAGUUUUUGCUAAAUUAAUGCAACUUGCAUUGAUUUGUGGCCUGUCAAACUAUGAUUUUUGUAUUCAGGGGGUAAAAAACUAAUAACCUGUUGACAAGUUACUUUUUUUUAAGUGUUUCAGCUUACCUUUAAGUGUGCUGCAAAUGAUUUUUUUUUUCAUUGUGGGCGUGAAUGUAACUUUCAUGAAGUAGGUCUGUUGGUUAAAAAAAAUGUUUUUAAAUACUAAUGCAAGUUGCUUUUGAAUUUUUCUGGUCUUGAAUGUAGUUGGCAUAUGGCUGAGAAGCUGUUGAAUUUAGCACCGCAUGCUGCUCAUAUGAGCCUUUCAUGCCACAUUCUUGCAAACAACAAAUUAGUAGUGCUUAGCUUGGCUGCACUACAGGGUACAUCUGAAAUGCUUUGUUUCAAACUUGUGUGAUGCAUUAGCAGGUGCAUUUCUUGCCCACUAAAAUUUGUGCAUUUCUGAUGUCUUGCUUAUUGAUUACUUAUUGAAAAUAUUACUAUUAGUAUUACUAUUGAAAACAAAAGGAUUCUGUUGUGAAGCUGUGAACCAAAUCCAAUUGGGAUAGAGAAAACGCAUUAGCUCUGUGUGUAUACUGAUGCAGCUUGCUUGCAGAGUGACAUAGCAGAAACUGUCUUUAAGAGGGGUCAUUGCCACUAUGGACCAUGUCUUGCUGCCGUGAUAACUAAAAUAAUAGCUCUAAAUGUUUGCAAUGCUCUUGUCGGCUGCAGUGCAUCUGUCUAGAUGUAAUUUGUAAAUUUUGAAAUGUUGUUCAGUUUCCUUGCCAGGGAUAAAUUUCUUAUGUGGUAAAAAAAGGGGCUUUGAGUAGGAAGUGCACGGCUCUGGUUAUCUGACUGUGGCUUCAGCUGGUUUGGGAAAUCAGUUAUUGCUCUCCUGCUGUUCGCGUCAUACCUUAUAUUGUACGUUUUUGCAAUACUUAGUAACUGCAUCAUAACUUACCUUCUUUAGGCAGUUGCAGGAGGUCGUGGGUUCGAUUCCUGGUUGUGACAGCCGUAUUUAAAUGGGGGCAAGAUGCCAAAGCAUGCAUGUACUUGGGUUUAGGCGCACAUCAAAGAACCUGCAGAUGGUUAAAUUUAACCUGGAGUCCUCCACCGAGGUGUUCUUCAUAAGCCACAAUUCCAUAAUUUUUUUUCUUUAGGUUGUUUAGUGGGUAUUCCAAUUUGUGCUUUUUAGAUAGUGCAGUUUGAAAUUCAUUGAUCCAAGAUACAUAGAUCUUUCCAAAAGCAGUUUGAUGCAACCCACCAUGGUGAAUACAGGACUAUUCCUUAUGCAUACAUAAAAGAGGUUGCAGGUGAGCUAGACCGCAAGUUUCUCUCCGGAUGUUCACAGCAGUCUUAGAAGCAUGUGUGUCUACUAUUUUGGCAGUGGAGAGUUAUCGGCUAAUACCCGUUGUGAGGUGCUGUAACUGAUUUCUGACAAGGCUAUAUUUAGUUUUCUUAUGGGGGAAAAUUGAUAUGUUGUAGUGACUUAAGGUUUUACUGCUUUCUUUGUGUUACUGGUUUAUAGGCACAUGUGUGGUAUAAAACCAUAGGCAUUUUUAGCAGAUCAAGCACUGGCAUACUUUCUGUUGACAUGUGCUUCUUGUAUGCAUGCAUUUCUGUUUUUGUUCUUUGUGUAGUGCAACAUUGCAGCAUAUAUGGCUGUUUUGCGAGUGCUAUCACAGUCCUUAAUACUUCUUUUCUUGUCAUGAAACUUGACCGUAAGGCUAUAGGCGAGUUUGAUAUGCUGUCCAAAGCAGUUGUGCCAUGUUGUAACAUCAAUCAUCGGACAGUUGCCAUCAUUUGGAGGCUACAUAGUGUGCACAUUCCCACACAGCUGAUCAAGGACCUGUGUUACAGAAACACUAUGAAAAGCGGUGCAUAUGUAACUUCCAACCAAAAACAAUGCAAUUUGAAUUAAAAGCCAUCAAAUGCAUAGGAGAUAGCUCUUUAAGCGACCCCUUGCCAGUCCACAUAGCAAAUUUUGCUUAUAUGCUGGAAGUUGUUACGUGUCCCCUAAGGAGUGUUCUACUGCAACAAUUUUUUGAUAUUAGUUAAUUAAUAUUGGAGAUAGAAAUUUUUUGAAUUUGUACAAACCUAUGAUUUAAAGGGCCCCUGAAACGGUUCGGACGAAUUUUGUAGACGUGUAGGAUACAGCUUAAGUAGAAAAUUCGCACCACAAUUUAAGUGAAGCGUUACAUAUUAAUGGAACUGCAAGUGAUUACAAGUUACCCUCCUCCCUAGUCAUGCUUUUCCUCCUCAACUCGUUCGUCGAGCCACGGGGCUAAGCUCUGCCUUCACUGGUUCUGCAUCACUAUGCGACGUCACAUCGUCCACUUCCGGUUGUUUUGGAGCCCGCCCCCGCCUGCGCGAAACCUCUCUGCUAGCCGCUUGGCCGUCGACCGCAAGCGAAAGCUAUCGAAGCAGCGUGCGUUGCGAGCAUUCUGUCGCAGCACCGAAUGUGUCUAGUAUUCCGUUAACCACACACUAGCGGAAUGUUUCAACAGAAUGCUGGAAGCAUAAACUCAAGCUGAUGAAGGAACUUUAGUGUAGACGUACAUGAGCUGCCUGAUCGGUCUCCACGGUCUAGCCACCCGUUGGCGCAGAGCUUAACCAAAGAAAGAGCGAAUAUUGCUCUAACCAAGUGUAAAACAUUUUAAACAUUUACAAAAACAACGUGUUAACUAUUACACUCCUGCGAAAAAUGUCUACCAGCAGUAAAGAACACGUUUUGUUACUGCUGCUAUGUCUGGUUGACCUCUAUGCCACCAGGUGGCUGCACCGUGCAGACCAUUCACAUUUGCUCGUCUGUCCAUCCCAUGUAACGACACGCAAGGGGACACGGCUGGGCCCUGUCCGCUUUGCGCUUACCCUAAUACCGGACUCGCGAAAUGCUAUUGCAUUAGUAAUCUAUCGGUGUAAAGUGACGGCCGCAAUCGUGCAAAUCCUGGUGCUGAUCGGAUAGUGGCAGUCCGAUGCGCUGCAGCCAGUCCGCUCGUCUACUGGCUUGCAGAGGGACACAAUGUCGCAGCUUGACAUAUUGCCAGUCGCUACGUUUGUAGUCCACAACACAACAAAGUUGAAUCGUAGUACUCGCCAAAAGACAGACCGACACUGACGGCGAAGCUCUCGUCAAAGAUGGAGCACGUUGUAACACAAGCAGACGACACUUGAUGUGUGCCGGAAGUGCUUAAGUGUACUGAAAAAUUUUUCUUGUGCAUCCCCUUUAUGUUACUUUCUUUUUAUAAAAACAAAUUAACUAACAUUUCAACUAUUACGAACAUCAUUUGUUUACCAUAAAGUCGGAAAAAUUAUCGAUCACGCGCCCUGGUCAGCCAAUCGGAUAGCUCGCCCCACUGAUGUCAUAUGGGUAGGGGCGGGAUAAAAUCCCGCCGCACAGUGUGCUGCGAUUGGCAGCGAUGUGCAUUUUUAAAACCUUAUAAGAAAUUACACGCUUUACGCGAAGCACUUAGAUGCGUCAAUGAUCAGAAGGACCUACUCUAACGACUCAGUACGUUUCUAGAAAAUCGUCAAAAUCGUUUCAGGGUCCCUUUAAGGAGGCGAGCGUCAUCACCAACAUAGACACUUCGUCACUUGCCCAGUCUAGCCUCCACAAGUGAAAAUCCUUCACUGUGUUUUCCCAUACUGGAGCUGGAGGAUCGCGUAGUGAAUGCUUCAUGGGUCCCACCUUCUCUCUCUUUUUUUUUUCCCUUGUGUGUUUUUGCUGAGUGGUGCACUACCGGUAACGGUCUCAUUUGCAAGCUGUUGCGUUUGUCUCGUUUCGCGCAGCAGACUAUUUUGCACGCUCUGCACGGGAACACCUGAUCAGUGCCACAAUCACAAACAAUGAGGCAGGUGUGAGAGAAUGAAAGGGCAUGAUCGCGACACUGGAACACAGUAGAACAUGAGUUUCAUUCUCUGCGCGCACGGCUGCACAAUGGGGGAACAAGCAGAUAAAAUGGAAGUAUAUCUCUUGAUACAAUACGAAGUAAAACAAAAACACGCAGACAUUCGGUUUGUAUGUUUCAUUAUUUCUCUAAAUUUUAAUUCAUCUAUUGAAGCAACUGAUUCAACAAAUAACUGAUGUUGCCUUGAAUAACUCUUGAAGUCGCGUGUCAUUAUGAGUGACGUCACAACACUGCCAUGUGUGUAAACACACUUGCGCGAUAUAUGUUGACUCUCCGGCUGGGAGCGCGCGGCGCCUGCAAGAAGGGCAAAUGGCAUUUAAUUUGAAAUUUAAGCUCUUUCUGCGGCGCUUAGGGGUGUAAUACUUAGCAGACACGAUCAUUAGCACAUUGUAUGCACUGCACUUGUCAGCUCAAAAUGGCCAAACCUGAUGAGGCACCCUUGAAGGAAAAGCACAGGUUGAAGCUGGCUUCCUUACAACCAGCAACAUGCUCCCUUCUGUGUAAGGAGUGAGAUUGGGGACAACAGGGGCACUAGAAGGACAGUGGCAAAAUUUAAGUGAAAAAAAUACAAUCAAGGUAUAUUAGGUAUACAAAGGGUGAUGAUGUAAAGGUAAGACAAAGAACAGUGCAGGUGAAGAUAUUCUAGAGCUUGAUUUCUUGUCUUUAUUAUUAUUAUUUUUUUUUUUUUGACGGACAAGUCGUGGUAACUAAUAUCUUUCUUAUCUCUAUUGUAUUCACGGGAGUUUAGUCCAUUCUUCUAGAAUAACUGUUCCUGACACAUCUGGGCAUUCCAAUAAAAUCUUGCACUUUUUAAACUCGCCGCACUUAUCACAGUAAGGAUUAGUGGCUUGUCCAAGGUGGCAGAGGUCAAUAGGACAUUCAUAUGAAGCGAAUGAUACGAAGUUUUACUCUGACAGAGCUUCAAAUUUAUGACCAAAUCGGUCAAGCGAAGGAAGCAAUGCUAAUGAAGUGGCAGAAUCCAUCCCUUUCCGAACAGGCAAAUUUGUUUGUCAUCAUCCCAAUUUGUUGAAAUGAAGGUAGCUACAGUGGCCCGCAUAGCUCUCUCUAUAUAAAAAAUAUAUGUUGAAGACUCUACUGGACAUUUCAUUUGCAAUUUUACUGUGACAAUUACAUUGACUCUAUGUCUCAUGCAUCUUUAAUACUGCUUGGAAACUUGCGGCGGUGUUUACAGGUCACAUUGUGCACGUUUUCAUGCAGCUGGUGAAAUCUUGCAUGAUGUGUUUUGUUCUAAAUACAGCAGAGUGUAAAGUGCCGUUAACAGCAUUAUGGAGUUGUGUGCAUAGCUGAACACCAUUCUUUAAAUCCAGAACAGAAGAAAUCUUCUGGAAGAAUGGCAGCACCCUUUCAGUUCAGUUCUUUUAUCUGGCACUUUAAAUGGUUUGAGGCAAAAGCAGCUGCUAGUGGCACUGUUUGUAAACAAAGUCCAGUGAGUGUGCCGAGUUACGUCUGAAGUUUCAUGAUCAGUAAAAAAAGGCUAAACUUUGAUACAAUCAUUUAGCAGCUUAAAAAUAUUAGGAUGCUGUGUAUACAUAAUGACCUGCGUAUUAUCGGUAUGGUCUAGUUUAAAAGGCUGCGAGAUAAAAUGCUGAACAGAUUUAAUUGUGACUUAAGUGCUAAAACAGGUUUUACAUUUUAAUUGUGCAUGGUUUCUUUUAUGUUAUGUGAGCAUGAGGCUACUCCCUUAAUUGACGAAUUCCUUUGGCAUCACACCUUGCUAAGAUUGCAGGAAAAUUUUAGUCUUAUAUAAGUUUAUAAACAUUCAUAGGUGAAGUAAAUAAAUUCCUUCAUUCCAGUAAAUAUUACGUUCCUGGAGGACAGUGACAAGAGCCAUGUUCAGUGAAAGAGGUUGAUAAAGCAGGGAGAGCUUGAUCACUUCAUAUAUGUUACGUAGUGCCUGACCUCUUUGAAGUGGGGAUGAAAAGGAGAGUUGGCACAAAUCAAAUGUAGCAUUAAGCUUCUGUGUUUCCUUGGAAAGAAAGCUUUUUGUUGUAGCCUGGGGAUUGGAUAUGGAAUUUCUGCUUGACUGGGUUAGACUCAUCAACUGGGCUGCCCUCUUAAUCUUGUUGCUGCUGAUGCUGCUGCUCCACUACCUUUGACGCGCUGUAACAUGUGACACGCUGUAACAUGUUACAGCACUUCAAAGGUAGUGUUGCAUCAGCAUCAGCAGCAACGAUAUUAAGAGGGCAGCGAGCAAGAGCAGGAUGACAAGCAGUACCGGCACCCACUUGCCGUACGGCUCCGUGAAAUAAACGCCUUCUACACACCCCAUAACAAUAUGCAUCUCCGUGCCCUUCAAUCAUUGGUGAUGGACGCUCUAUAGUUUCGGUGUGGAAAGAGUUGAUAGCAUUCUAGUGGUUGCUGCUGCAUACCUCUUGCUGCUGCUGUCACAUGGCAAAGUGAAUGCAUUCAAGAUCCCAUUUACAUUUUCAAAAGCUGUGCAAUCAUAAGGUGCACCGUUUGGGCACAGCACAAAGAAAGACUUAGAGUGAAGAGGGGAGUUGUGCGUAUUGGCAAUAUGGAAAAAAAUCUCAGUAGAACGUGAAUGACCUCAGCUUAGACUGCACUUUUGUUCCGUUCUAGUAUAGAGAACCCUUGAAUUUUGAAUGUGCAAAAUAGGAGUGUCGUAGCAUGCUUUCUUUAAGGUACUUCACUAGAAACCAGCUUUAAGACUCUGGAUUUUCCAAAAUGAUUGAACAUAGCAUAUCUAUAUGUUGGUACUAACAGGGACUUGUUCAGGGUUAGCAGUGCUUGAGUGUACCUCCAGUGUUGUUUGAGCUUUUCUUAAAUUCCUCUGCUUUUAUGGCCAUCGCUUUGAACAAAGCUCUUUGGUUAUGUCAAUGGUUCGUUAUCAGGAGAGUUCAGUGUAUGGUGAUGAUUAGUUUUGAUAAAACAUUUUGCUACUUGAAGAUCAUUCUAAGUAGUUUACACUUUCAAUUAUUAAUGAAACAAAAGAAAAAAUGAGGUAGUGUUGCCUGUUGGGAACUUGUGCGUCGAGUACUACAUAAAGGCAUUACUUAUAACAAAAUGUUUCUGAAAACUGACAGAUGCUGCUUUAUGUAUUACAGGGUUGGAUUAUCAUAUCAUAUAAUUGAUGAAAAACUCAUUUUUGUCAACACUAUUGUUUUUAUACGAUGCUGGCCAAGUUAAGCUUUGGAUAGAAUCUAAGUAACUGACUCAGUGGACAAAGGUAAUGGUUCUUUUAUAUUGGAUCAAUGCAGUGACAGCUGUGCAGUGAAUGAUACACACCUAUAAUCAUCCUGAGCAUUGAUUCAUUCAGAGCAUGUGCGCUGUUCGUGUUAGUGCAGCUAAGGUCCUUCAUUGAUUUUAUAUUUUGCAUGGACUAAAGCGUCUUGAUAAGUUCAAUUAUUUUAAGUCAUUUUUGAGUACCUCACCAGGUUUGCAAUGUUUAAAAGGUUUAACUCUUAGAAACUGACUGCAGUUUGAACAUGAGAAAUCAUGCCCCUUCAACAUAUUGUUCUCCAUCUGUGCUAGGACAGCUACUGUGUACAUUGUAACCACUGUGUGUAUUGCGGUGCUUUCAAAAUUCGCUAAGGCAGCCAGAUGAAGUGGUCUCACUGAAGUGUGAUGUAUCUGGUGGCUGUGUACAUGAGUGCAGCUCACCUAAGUGGUUGUGUCAUGCAUGACUAAAAAAAAAAAACUUGAAAGUGGCAUUGCCCAGGCUCAUAGUUUUGUUAAGCACUUAGUCCACUGUGUAUGACUGUAGUAGUCGUUUAGAGCUAUUUCUUUCUCGCCCUACACAUCAAUGCAAUCUGCACUAUCAGAGAAAGGUUUGUGCACUGUGGUUGACAUAAAUUGAAUGAUUUUGGAACAUAGAGAAUUCAAUUGAAAGAUGGUAUGCAGUGUGCAUUUAUGUGCGUUCAAUGCAGCACACCACAUUUUUGCUGUUAUAACUGUAGCUUCAACGUGCAUGAACUGGCUUGCUCUGCCAAAAAGAUUGAUGUCAUUUACACUUUUGCGACAGACUGUACAUUCAUUGACGGCUGGGAACAGUAAUGAAAGUGAAUGGCCAUUGCUAUAAGCUAACCACUUGUGAUUGGAAAGCUUAAGCAUACUUUAGACAUGAUCAACUGCUUAAAUUGCGUUCCAGGCCUUGUAAAUUUAUGAUAGAACUUUACUUUAGUUCCCAAAUGAAAAACAUCCUUCAACUUGUUACUCUUACAUUCAUGUUUUUCAAAUCAUGUGUAUGUAGCACAUGAACCCAUUUGUGCCAUUAAGCUAGGGAUUGCCGCAACUGCUGUUGGCAGCUCAGAGGAUUUUGUUGUGUGCCUAUCCAGCUUUUCGAAGAAAUGUGUGUGUUUCUUUUCUAUUUCCUGUGCUUAGCUAAUGCUGAACCUGUUGCACAUCACAUGCCCAAGUGAUUGAUUGCCUCAUGACCUGUGCAUCCAUCUGCAUGUCUUGCUGUAUGCUGUAAAAGGACACUGUGAUACUAUUUAUUAAAUAUUGAAAGUUUACUUCUCAUCA